UGCGUAGAUUUUUGCUUGCUUUUAUAUGGGAUCCUAAGUUACAAUAUAUGACACCACAAUGAAGAUGUCUUAAAAAACAAAAUGAUGUACCUCAUUGUGUUUGCUUUUCUUUUCGAUGGUUGCACAACCAACAAAGUGGCAGAUUCUUUGAUUCAAAAAUCAUGCAAAAAAGCUUCAAAGUUUCCAGGUGGGAACAUGAUUCCAGAUUUUGAAAAAGUUUGCCUUGCAUCUCUCAAAGAGAAUCCGAAGAGCCAGAAAGUGAGAAAUCUCGGUGAUUUGACCAUAGUAGGAGCAAAUAACGCCAUAUCAAACUUAACGAAUGUAAAAAGAAUGGUGGAGAAGAUUAUAAAAGAGAGAAAAUAUAAGAAUAGUCUUACUAAAAGGUUGUUGGAAGAAUGCCUUAAGCUUUACUCCAAUAGCUAUAAAGCGUUAACUUUAGGUUUGAAUUACGCCAAAAUGCAGAAAUUUGAUAAGGCUUCAGAUGAGUUUAUGAAUGCAGAGGAUGGACCGCCAUUUUGCGGUUUGAAAUUCAACGGCGACAAUCAACAAAUAUCUCCUGUUAAAGAAGAGAACAUUUUUCUCAUUACAAUGCUCCAAAUUCCUGAUUUUCUUGCUUGGGAAGCCAAAUACGAACAAGAAGGAAGAAAUAAAUAGUGGAGUCUCUCGUUAGAGAUAAAUUUUGUUUGUGGAGAGGCUUAGCCAGACUAGCAUCCAAUUAAAUAAAAGGGUGUAAAGUGAGUUCUACUGAACAAAAUUUAUGAAAUAUAUAGUUAGUUCUAAUAGCUUUGUUCUGUGUGUUAAUUUCUUUUUGUUUGGAUCAUGUAGUCAAAUGAUGUUUGCGAGUUACAAGAGUAUUUCCAGUC
Raphanus sativus (radish) is the source of this 863-nucleotide messenger RNA. RefSeq lists its product as uncharacterized. Lineage: Eukaryota; Viridiplantae; Streptophyta; Magnoliopsida; Brassicales; Brassicaceae. Gene Ontology annotation, molecular function: enzyme inhibitor activity. The transcript has a single exon. The record is from RefSeq and is a predicted model, not a curated record. The coding region runs from base 82 to 654 and encodes 190 amino acids.